Molecule: messenger RNA, 1299 nt
Organism: Drosophila busckii
Lineage: Eukaryota; Metazoa; Arthropoda; Insecta; Diptera; Drosophilidae
Exons: 4
Coding region: 1-1299 (432 amino acids)
Source: RefSeq, a predicted model, not a curated record
AUGCCAGCAAAGCUGAAGAGACCGCCAGUCAAAGUGGAGGCCACAGGACGCACCAGCAGUAGUGGCAGCAAUAUACCGCAAAUACCCUUUGGCACAUUCUUCCUGCCCUACAGGCCCAAGGUAGCUAAGGCUAUACAGGCGCGCAAGCAGGCAGCUUUAAUAUUGGAGCCGCAUUCCAAGGCGGUUGUGGGCAAUGGCGGCACGGCCAUAUCCACGCCCAUAUCACGAGCGCUGCUCAAGAAGGGCCCCCAUGCACUUAAAUAUUUACAUUAUGCACUGCCAACUCCUAGACAUAGAUCCGCAGAAAGAGAAGCGCUGUCUUACUAUGGCGGUUUGCGUGGACUGCGCUUCCAGCAGCAGCCGCAGUUGCGUGAUGCCGACGACACCAUUACUAUCUCAGCUGCCAGCAUCUCCGCUGUAGCCGACGGCAGCAGCGGUUCCAAUUCCAUUUCAAUCUCCGCCAGCGGCAGCAAUUUCAAUCGCAUACAAGAGGCAGCAGCACGUCUGGUGGCCAUACAGGAGCUGGCCAAGCAAAAGGGAUCCUUUAGCGAGGAGGACAACAAAAUCUAUGCCAAUAGUCUGCUGGAGCUGGGCCAGGCAGCCACGGCAUUGGCUCUGUUGCAGCAGAAUGGGCAGAUUAAGGACUUCAGCGUGCUGUUGCAGCCAGAGUUGUUCGCCAAGCCACAAAAGGCCAACCAUCCAAGUCAGCAGGUAGAGGAGCAGAAGCUGGAGGAGGUCACUGAGCAACAGCUAAGUCCCGAGGAGCUGCUGCCGCCCAACCAAGAAGAUCCCUAUGAGGAUGUUAACGACAGCGUAGCUAUCAUGGCACCCAAGAAGGAUGCAUCUGUGGCUGAAGCCAAGCCAGUGGGUUUGUCCAUUGCUGGUGAGGGGGGCGUGGCCAGUUCCAAGCCCAAUGCAGUGGCAUUGUCCGGACGUAAUGGCCUGGCUGUAGCCUCACCCAAAGCCACUGCCAUCGCUGGUGUUUCGCCCGAGGAGGCAGCUGCCUUCAGCAUUAGUUUACCCUCACGCAAUCAGCUGGUGAUCAAGACCAGCAAUUCGGCAGGACAGCGUCAGAGCGAUGACUAUGACUACAAUGAUGCCAUAUUUGUGUCCAGCUUUCCACGCACGCGUGAGGGUCCCGUUGGCGCAGGUGCUACCGACGCCUUGGUGCAAAAGUGGCGCACCGCCAUUGCUGAGGAAUAUGCGGCUAAUGAGCAGCAAGCUAAGGAGACGGCGCGAGGUGGCGAGCGACUGCCCGUCAUACGCGCUGCGCCCAAGCGACGUCUGCAUUAUGAAUAA